AUGGCUACACUCAGCGCCAAGCCCAGCAAUCGCUACCAGCUCUCGGACUGGCUCACCAACAGCUACCUGCUGUCCACCAAUGCCGAGAGGCAGCGGGAAGCUUCCCACCAGAUCCGCCAGGAGGCCCGGAUCCUCCGCAAUGAGACCAACAACCAGACUGUAUGGGAUGAACAUGACAACAGGGUUCGCCUGGCAGAGAGGAUCGAGACUGUCAACCGGUGGAAGGAGAUACUGGACAAGUGUCUGACAGAUUUAGAUGCUGAGAUCGACACCUUGACACAGACGAAAGAGUCUGCUGAGCAAAACCUGCAGGCCAAGAACCUGCCUCUGGAUGUGGCCAUUGAGUGCCUUACCCUGCGGGAGAGCCGGCGAGACAUUGACGUGGUGAAGGACCCUGUGGAUGAAGAGCUGGUUAAGGAGGUGGGAGUCAUUGAAGCCACCAAGAAGGCCCUGCAGGAGAGGAUCAGCCAGGCCUUCCAGCAGCUCUGCCUCUUGCAGGAUAUCCGGCAUCAGCUCUGCUGUGACCACCGGGACAAAAUGGAGACACUGGAUAUCGACAGGGGCUGCCUCUCUCUCAACCACACUUCCCCAAACCUGUCUCUGAAGAUUAACCCCACACGAAUCCCCAAAGACUCCACCACUCUGAAGCAGUGGGAUGACUUCACUAGGUUCAACAAGGACCAUGCAGACACUGAGAUAAAAGCAUCCAUAGAGCUGAGAGAAGCCAUUGUCCUGACUAUUGCUCAGGUGUCUAAGCCCACUUUACCUUUAUCUUUCCUUCCCUCCUGACCUCUGGUUGAGGGUUUGUACAGUGAGCUCAAGUGGCAGGAGAAAAACACCUUAGAGGAGAUAGCCCAGCUGCAGGAAGACAUUCGGCGCCUGGAGGAGGACCUGCGCAGAAAGAUGAUGAACUUGAAGCUCGUACAUACCCGGCUGGAAUCCAGGACCUACCGGCCCAAUGUGGAACUCUGCCAGGACCAGACACAGCAUGGCCUCGUUGACGAAGUUCACCAGUUGGAGGCAACCAUCAGUAUCAUGAAGCAGAAGCUGGCCCAGACACAGGAUGCUCUGGAUGCCCUGAGCAAGCACCUGGCCCGGCUGCAGGCUGACAUUGCAUGCAAGACCAACACCAUGCUGUUGGACACCAAGUGCCUGGACACCCGCCGCAGGCUGACAGUGCCGGCUGAGAAAUUUGUGCCCCAGGUGGACACCUUCACGCGCACGACAAACCGUACACUGAGUCCGCUCAAAGUCUGCCACCUGGAGCUAGUCUAG
This is a messenger RNA of Cricetulus griseus (Chinese hamster), 1275 nucleotides long. Lineage: Eukaryota; Metazoa; Chordata; Mammalia; Rodentia; Cricetidae. The record is from RefSeq and is a predicted model, not a curated record.